Plasmodium gaboni is the source of this 1833-nucleotide messenger RNA. RefSeq lists its product as hypothetical. The record is from RefSeq and is a predicted model, not a curated record. The transcript has a single exon. Lineage: Eukaryota; Apicomplexa; Aconoidasida; Haemosporida; Plasmodiidae. Bases 1 to 1833 code for a protein of 610 amino acids.
AUGCUGAACAUUUUUUCCAAUGAAAAUUUAACACUACAUGCUGAAAAGGAAGGAGAAGAAGAGAAAUUAGAAAAGCCUGAAGACAAAAAAGAUUUAGAUAAGAUUGAGAGUAAAAAAAUGAACAGAAAAUUUUCUCAUGGUUCAUAUUUAUCUAAAUAUGAUAGUAAAGGUUUAUAUUUUAAUAAACGAUUAGAAACUAAAAUAAAAUCUUUAAGGAAAAACUUUAGGAAACGUUAUAGGAUAGUAAGAAGUAAUUUAAUGAAAUUAAUGAAAGUAUUAAAAGAAUUUCCUGAUAUAAAACAUAUAAAAGAACAUGAAAAAACUGAUGGUAAGAUCACAAUCAAUGUUGAUGUGGUUGAAAAAUUAAAUAAAAUUAUGGAUAAAAUAAAUAUAGAAAAAUUAAAAUAUAAUAAUAAAAAAGAAAAAAAGAAAAAAAAAAGAAUUAAAAAUAGAAGUAGAAUUAGGAAUAGGAAUCGAUAUAAGAGUGAAGAAUAUUUAUAUCCAAAAAAAAAAUUAUCCAAAAUUUCUUUUUCAACUAGUCUUUUUCCUCUCUCUAAAAGGGUUAGCUACAAAAGUAAUAUAAAUACAUUAAGUAUGGAAAAUAAAAAAAACAAAAGAAAAAGAAAAAAGAAGAAAAAAAAGAAGAAAGAAAAUAACAUACAAAAUGCAAAACUACAUAAAAGAAAAAAUAUAUAUUCCAACAGAAGUAAAUUAUUUAAUAAGAGUAAAACAUUUGGAAAACUUCACAGAAGAAGAAAAUACAAAAAUUUAUAUGAAGAUAGAAAAUGUUUCUAUGAAAAUAUUUAUGAAAAUCUUAAUGAAAAUCUGAAUCAACAUAUUUAUGAAAAUAUGUACGAAAAUUUGAAUGAAAAUAUGUAUGAAAACAUGUAUGAAAAUUUGAAUACAAAUAUGUUCGAAAUAAUAAAUGAUAAUAGUCGUGAAAAAAAGUAUAAAAAUUCAUGUGAUAAUAUGUUGGAAAAUUUAUAUGGAAAUGUAUAUGUAAAUGAACUUGAAAAAUCUUAUGAAAAAGAACUUGAUAAUUCAUAUAAAAGUUUAAAUGUAAAUGAGUUUCAUAAUUUAAACAAUAAUUCUCUUAAAUAUAAAUUUCAAAAAACUUUUUAUCAUAAUGCUUUGCAAAAUUAUUACCCGAACACUAGUGUACCUUUUAACAAGAAUUAUUUAAAGAAUAAUAAUUUUUAUUACUAUUAUUUAAAUUUAAAAAAUAAAAAACAUCAAAAUGUUAACCAUUAUAAUGACACAAAUAAUGUACUGGUUACAGAUUUUUAUAUGUAUUCAACACUAAAUGCAAGUUUUAAUAGAUUAAAUUCUUUGAAGAAUAAAAAUAAUUUUCAUUUAUUUAAUAGAAAUAUUCCUAACAUGUAUUUUAAAACAUCAAAUGACAUAAUAGGAUUCAACAACAAUAAUAACAAUAAUAACAACAACAGCAAUAAUAAUAAUAAUAAAAUAGAAUCGACAUAUAUGGAAUAUGAUUUUUUGAAGAAUUUACCUUACACAAAAAAUAAUAAUAGUAAUAAUAAUAUGCUUCUUAAAUAUUAUCCUGAACAACAUACAUAUGUUCAUAACAUUACCCAGAGUUUUUUCUCACCCAAUAAGAUAUUUACAAUUAGAAAAGGGAAAAAAAACAAAACAGCUAAUCAGAAUAAACAGAAACUAAAAAAAUUUGUCAAAGAUGAAAAAAUUAGAAGCUUACUAAGAACAGCUACAAAUGAAGAUGAGUUACUUAGAGCAAUAAAUUUUGCAAAAAAAGCUGGUCUUGAAUUUGAAGCAAAAUUAGGUGAUAAAAAAUUAAACAAGUUGAAAUGUAUAAAUUGA